Fraxinus pennsylvanica is the source of this 633-nucleotide messenger RNA. NCBI's taxonomy places the organism in Eukaryota, Viridiplantae, Streptophyta, Magnoliopsida, Lamiales, Oleaceae. The record is from the annotation of a GenBank genome assembly.
AUGAGAGCCAAAAAGAAAAAUUUGACGGAUGUUAUGCUGAAAGAAGCUGGUCUAUUUAUUUAUGGUGAUCGGCCUGGGGAUUUGGAUGUUGGCAGUCUUGAUAGCUUGUUUCUUGCAUAUAAGCAACAUAGAGAGCAUAAGGUACUCAUCAGGGAAAAGCUUUGUAACAGGGUUGUCAAAUUGAAUAUGGAUGGUUGUUCAAAGGGGACUGAUGAAUGCUCAGGAGGGGGAAUAUUGAGAGAUCAUGAAAGAAAAGAAAUAUUUGAAUUUAAUGAAUACUAUAGUUGUGGUUGUAUUGUAGUUGCUGAACUGAAGGCAUUACUGGGAGGAUUAAAAAUCUGUUUUGAACGUGGUUAUCAGAAAAUCUGGGUAGAAUUAGAUUUGAAAGUUGUGAUUGAUCUCGUUUCUGAUCCGGGUAUAGGUACAUGGGAGUUUCAAGAAGUACGUAGGAUAAGUUCCAGAAUGGAUGUUUGUUACUCUCACAUCUACCAAGAAGGUAAUCACGCAGCAGGUUGCAUGGCUUACGAGGGUUAUUACUUUAAAAGUAAAAUGAGCUUUGAGCAUAAUGAACUUCCUAACAUUGUCAAGAGCGUUGUAAGGAAAGAAAGGUACGGAGUAUUGACAUUUGGAUAA